Messenger RNA from Cantharellus anzutake, 3927 nucleotides. RefSeq lists its product as uncharacterized. Gene Ontology annotation, molecular function: protein binding. The record is from RefSeq and is a predicted model, not a curated record. The transcript is spliced from 4 exons. The coding region runs from base 1 to 3927 and encodes 1308 amino acids. NCBI's taxonomy places the organism in Eukaryota, Fungi, Basidiomycota, Agaricomycetes, Cantharellales, Hydnaceae.
AUGUCGCUGAAGCAAAAGCUUCAUGGCAUCAUUGCGGCGGGAGGCGACGUCGCAGUUCCAGUUCUCACUGCUGUUAAUGCUGCGUCAGGGGUGCUCCCUCCCUUGCAGGCUACCGCUGCUGCCGCACUCGGUAUCCUGAAUGAGGUCAAAAAGUUUAAGGAGAACAAGGAGGACUGGGAGCUUUUUGGGAGAUAUGUCACCUCCGCCACGGCUCGUGUGGUGGUGGCCCUUGACUCAUAUGAUGCAUCCAGCGAAGGAGCAUGGGUGGGGAACAUUAGAAAGCUAGAUCAGGCUCUGCAGCGCAUUCAAACCGAAAUCAGUAGGCUGCGCGAAAAGAUGGAAAGGCGGUCAGGCAUCCGCAAUUUCUUCUCUCAUAUGAAGAAGCCCGGCAGAAUUGGCGAUUUGAAACGAAAUCUUGACGAAGCCUUAGCAUUAUUUCAGCUGGGGACGAACUUGACAAUAGGAAAUAAUCAAGAUCGAUUAAAUCGUGUCAUCGAGAAUUCCUCAGUUCUGGACAAACUCCGAUAUCCUGCCGUCGCCCAUCACGAUUUAACUCAGGCAUGCUUGGAAGGCACGAGGACUGGUUUGAUUGAGGACAUUAUGUCCUGGUGUCGUAACACGGGGAAUAGCGAGAAGCGUGUCUUACUGGUGACAGCCGUGGCCGGCGCCGGCAAGACAUCUCUUGCUCACUCGAUCGCUGAGGAGUGCAGCAAAGGAGGGAUGUUGCUGCUCAGUUUCUUCUUCAAAGCUGGAGAGCAAUCGCGCCCAGAUCAUUUGUUCAGCGGCAUGGCCCGAUCGCUCGCAACGCAUGACCCGACGUAUCGUUCCUACCUUAUAUCCACCAUCCUGAAAGACCCGACUCUCGCAACUGCCUCCUUCCCAAUGCAAUUCGAGAAAUUAGUGGCGGAGCCUUUCCGUCUGAAGGUAGCGCCUUCCGAUAGCCCUGGGAUGGUCAUUAUUGAUGCCUUGGAUGAAUGCGAUGAACAAGCAUUCAAGUACCUUGCCAAAAUACUUUGGGAACAGGUUUCCAAGCUGCCCUCAAACAUCAAAUUCCUUGUCACCUCGAGGCAGUUUGGCCUUCUUGGCCCCUAUCUCUCGAAUUAUUCCAUCAUUGAUCGGCUCAGCAUUAAUCUCUCGGACGAUGCCAAUGUUCAGGACUGCGAUAUCUACAUCCGUAUGCAGCUACGUGAGCUGAAGGAUGUGCAUCCCCAUUUGAAAGACGAACUCAAUGAAGAAGAUAAAUUGGUUCAAGACAUAUUGAGACGAGCAGGUGGGUUGUUCAUUUGGAUCAGUACUGUGUUCCGCUAUAUGCAGAACACUAGUCGUCCUCCUAUGAGGAUGCUGGAGGAGCUUCUUGAUACUGGUGCGAAUCGAUCGAAGGUUCCCGCUGAGGGUGAGAUGGAUAGGCUAUAUACAAGAGUUCUGGAGAAGUGCGACUGGAGGAACGACGAUUUUGUCCACGACUACCCAAUUGUGAUGGGAGCAAUCCUAAUCGCGCAACAGCCGCUAUCCAUCGUGGCUUGGGAUGCCGUCCUGUCACCGCACCUGAAGUCUCCCGUCCGCUAUACGCUAGCAGAACUCUCUCCGCUUGUCUCGGGAGUUGGGGAUUCUCGCAUACCGAUUCGUGUCCUGCAUCAAUCCUUCCGCGAUUUUCUCACGGAGCGGGUCGGUCUACAAUCACCAACACUUCGCCGCUUUGCAGUGGAUGUGAGGAGGGAGAAUGCCAAAGUAGCUCUAUGCUGUAUCGAAAUCCUGAAGAAUGAUCUUUCCUCUGUGAAAGGUUUGGGGUUGAUUGAGGGGGAUUUGUCGAACGAGGCUGAGCUACCACCUAUUCCGAAAGGGAUCCUAUCGGAACAGAUGUAUUAUGCAUGUCGGUACAUCGCGCAUCACCUCAAUCAAGUUCAGGAGCCACUGGAAGUGCUCAAUGAGUCGGUUCGCGCAUUCCUCGGUCAGCAGAUAGUGCGCUGGGUGGAAGUCUGCGUGAGGACCGGAGGGUAUAUUAGUAUAUCAUCAUUCCCCGAGUGGGCCAAGGUAUGGAUGAUCAACUGCAUUCAUAACCGAUUCUUAUCCAGUCGCAUGUUCCUUCAGUUGGGUAUAGAUCAAACUUCAAAAGAAGUCAUUCAGAUGCUGGUCAAAGUUUUUGGAGAUGUGCGCCGUAAUCUUGCAUUCUUUUUGAGAUUGCAGGAAGCAUAUGAGUUGGCAAAUGACUCUGUUGAGCUCUGUCGUUGCCUUGUGUCCGCGGACCCUGAUUCCUACACUACUUAUUUGGCUCGAUCACUUGGACAUCUCGGUGCAUCGCUUGCCAACCUUGGAUGGCAUUCCGAGUCACUCUCUGCGAAUGAAGAAAGUGUCGAACUCUUCCGCAAGGUAGUUGCCGUCCAUCAGACUUCAUACACCCCUGAUUUGGCUCGAUCACUCGUGAGUCUUAAAACAUCACUCACCAAUCUCGGACGGCAUUCCGAGGCGCUCCCAGUGAUCGAAGAAAGCAUCACACUCUGGCGCGAGCUGGUUGCUGCCCACCCGACCUCAUACACCCCUGAUUUGGCUCGAGGACUCAAUAGUCUUGAAGUAUCACUCAACUAUCUUGGACGGCAUUCCGCAGCGCUCCCGGUGAUCGGGGAAAGUGUCAAACUUUGGCGCGAGCUAGUUGCCGUCCACCCGACCUCAUACAUCCCUGAUUUGGCUCGAGCACUUCAUGAUCUUAACUGGUCAUUGCUUGAGCUCGGACAGUACUCUGAGGCGCUCCCGGUGAUCGAGGAAAGCGUCAAACUCUGGCGCGAGCUAGUUGCCGUCCAUCCGACCUCAUACAUUCCUGAUUUGGCUCGAGCACUUCACGAUCUUAACUGGUCAUUGCUUGAGCUUGGACGCUAUUCCGAAGCGCUCCCGGUGAUCGAAGAGAGCAUCAAAUUCUGGCGCGGGCUUAUUGCUGUCCAUUCGACCUCAUUCAACUCUGAUUUGGCUCGAGCACUCCGGAAUCUUGAAGCAUCACUCACCAACCUUGGACGGCAUUCCGAGGCGCUCUUAGCGAUCGAAGAAAGCAUCAAACUCUGGCGCGACCUAGUUGCCGUCCAUCCAACCCCAUACACCCCUGAUCUGGCUCGAGCCCUCCUGAAUCUUAGAAUAUCGUUCUCCAAUCUUGGACGGCAUUCCGAUGCGCUCCCAGUGAUCGAAGAAAGCAUCACACUUUGGCGCGAGCUAGUUGCUGUCCAUCCAGCCUCCUACACCCCUGAUUUGGCUCUAGCACUCCAGAGUCUUGAAGCAUCACUCAACUAUCUCGGGCGGCAUUCCGAGGCGCUCCCGGUGAUCGAAGAAAGUGUCAAACUCUGGCACGAGCUGGUUGCCGUCCAUCCGACCUCAUACACCCCGCAUUUGGCUCGAGCGCUUCACCAUCUUAACUGGACAUUGCUCGAGCUCGGACAGUACGAGGCGCUCCCGAUGAUCGAGGAAAGCGUCAAACUCUGGCGCGAGCUAGUGGCGAUUCAUCCGACCUCAUACAGCUCUGAUUUGGCUCGAGCUCUCCGGAAUCUCAACUCGUCACUCCAUCAUCUCGGGCGGUAUUCUGAGUCACUCCCGGUGAUCGAAGAGAGCGUUCAACUAUGGCGCGAGCUAGUUGCCGUCCAUCCUACCUCAUACACCCCCGAUUUGGCUCGAGCGCUUCAUGAUCUUAAUUGGUCAUUGCUCAAGCUCGGACGGUAUUCCGAGGCCCUCCAGGCGAUUGAAGAAAGCAUCAAAUUGUGGCGCGAGCUCAUUGCAGUCCAUCCGACUUCAUACACCUCUGAUUUGGCGAGAGCGCUCCGGAAUCUCGAAACAUCACUCACCAAUCUUGGACGGCAUCCCGACGCGCUCUCAUCGAACGAAGAAGGUAUCAAACUCCGGCGCGAGCCAAUUGCCGUCCAUCCGACCUCGUACCCCCCUGAUUUGACUUGA